This is a messenger RNA of Dujonia railenensis, 717 nucleotides long. Lineage: Eukaryota; Fungi; Ascomycota; Pichiomycetes; Serinales; Debaryomycetaceae. The record is from the annotation of a GenBank genome assembly.
AUGUUUACCGGGUUGAUUGAACACAUAGGUACUGUGAGCGACUAUUCACCGUUAGACUCCUCUGAAUCUGGUGGUGGAGGAGUCUCAAUCACUAUCGCCGAUUGCGCACCAAUUUUGGUGGAUGUCCAUUUAGGUGAUUCCAUUUCAGUAAAUGGUGUUUGCUUGACAGUGACGGAAUUCGAUCUGGAAAAGACACAUUUUAAAGUUGGUGUUGCUCCAGAAACAUUGCGUAGAACUAACCUCGGAGACUUGAAGAACGGAUCUCCAGUUAAUCUCGAAAGAGCCGUAACCAGUGACGUUAGAUUGGGUGGCCAUGUAGUUCAAGGGCAUGUUGAUACCAUUGCGAACAUCACCAAAAAGGUCCCCGAUGGAAAUGCAAUUACUUUCACUUUCCAGUUGAGAGACACCCAGUAUAUUACUUAUAUUGUAGAGAAAGGGUUUAUCUCUAUCGAUGGUACUUCUUUAACUGUAACGGACGUAAAUUACUCUACCAACGAAUUUCUGAUUAUGUUGAUUAGCUAUUCUCAGGGUAAGGUAAUUUUAGCGAAGAAGGCGCUCGGAGACAGCGUAAAUAUCGAAGUAGACUUAACUGGAAAAUUGAUCGAAAAGCAAAUCGAAAUAAGUCUCGAGUCACAAAUUGCCACUGAGGGAAGUGCCUUGGUGAAGUUAAUUGAGAAAAUUAUAGACAAGAAGUUGGAGAGCUAUAAAUUGAAGUAA